AUGGAAGCAGCAACGCUUGGGACGUCUCUCCCAGUUCCCUGUGUUCAGGAGCUGGCAAAGGAGUCACUAACCACAGUCCCAACAAGAUAUUCGCGUGACCCUCCGAUCAUAAGCGACAUUGCUGCAGCUUCUUCACCCCAGAUUCCAGUUAUUGACAUGCAAAGAUUGAUUUCUGAACAAUUCAUGGAUCUAGAGCUGGAUAAGUUGGACCAUGCGUGCAAAGAAUGGGGUUUCUUCCAGUUGAUAAAUCAUGGAGUGAAUGAUUCAUUGGUUAACAAAGUGAAGGGGGAGAUUCCAGAGUUUUUCGACCUCCCAACGGAAGAGAAAAGGAAGUACUGGCAAACAGCAGGAGAAAUGGAGGGAUUUGGACAAGCUUUUGUUGUGUCUGAGGAGCAGAAGCUUGAUUGGGGAGACAUAUUCUACAUGGUCACUCUUCCAACUCAUGAGAGGAAACCUCAUUUAUUCCCCAAGCUUCCUCAACCACUCAGAGAUACUUUGGAAGCAUACUCAGCAGAACUGAAAAUUCUUGCCUUAAAGAUUCUCUAUCUCAUGGCUAAAGCUCUAGGAAUGAAACCUGAUGAUAUAAAAGACUUGUUCGAAGAUGGGUGUCAGAUGAUGAGGAUGAACUAUUAUCCACCAUGCCCACAACCAGAGCUUGUCAUUGGCCUUAACUCUCACACUGAUGCCACUGGCCUCACCAUCCUCCUCCAAAUGAGUGAGGUGGAAGGGUUACAGAUAAGGAAAUCGGGGAAGUGGAUUCCGGUUAAACCACUACCAGAUUCGUUUGUGGUCAACAUUGGAGACAUGUCGGAGGUAAUAAUUUAUGCUUAG
Molecule: messenger RNA, 831 nt
Organism: Dovyalis caffra
Lineage: Eukaryota; Viridiplantae; Streptophyta; Magnoliopsida; Malpighiales; Salicaceae
Source: the annotation of a GenBank genome assembly